Drosophila ficusphila is the source of this 476-nucleotide messenger RNA. RefSeq lists its product as uncharacterized. The coding region runs from base 27 to 476 and encodes 149 amino acids. Gene Ontology annotation, cellular component: nucleus. Lineage: Eukaryota; Metazoa; Arthropoda; Insecta; Diptera; Drosophilidae. The record is from RefSeq and is a predicted model, not a curated record. The transcript is spliced from 3 exons.
GUAAAAAAGUUGUUGAGAAUUAUGGAAUGAAAGCUGCAAAAAAGGUGCCAGCCCGUUCUGGUAGCAACUUAUAUGAAAUUUUGGAAAUGGGGAAGCAUAAGUCGUCGCUCCAGGACGAAAUUAUUCUGGAUUUCAUGAAAGACAAGCCAGAUCUGGCCCGAGGCUUUGUCAAAGGAGAUCGAGUGGCUGCAGAGGCGAAGUGGGCAGAUCUUGCUGGCGCGUUGAACGCAAUUGGGCCUCCCAUUAAAGACGUUGCAGGAUGGAAGAAGGUUUGGUGCGACUGGAAGUCCAACAUCCGAAAGAAGAUAGCCAAAAACAAGGCUGAGGCCAGGGCCACUGGCGGCGGUCCUUACUCGCAGCAGAUUGUAACGGACGUGGAUGAGGAGGUGGCCAAGAUCUGCGGCCUUUACGAAAUGCUGGAGGGAGUGGCUGGACCAACAUAUGGGGUUUCGCCCACCGUGAACCCUGAUUUAUAA